This is a messenger RNA of Dentiscutata heterogama, 325 nucleotides long. The record is from the annotation of a GenBank genome assembly. Lineage: Eukaryota; Fungi; Glomeromycota; Glomeromycetes; Diversisporales; Gigasporaceae.
AGCUAGAGUGAUAGUAGAACAAUCUUUAGAGCUAGAAUGUAAUAAAAAUAAAAUAGAAGAAGUAAAUCUACCUAUUAACAAGGCUAUAACUUUACCUAUAGAAGAUAAUUUAGCAUUGGCUAAAAUUAAAAGAGAUUUGAGUGUUAACCCAUAUAAGGGAACAUUCAUCUCACUAUUUAGAGCUGAUGAAGAUAAUAUUCAAGUUUUUAAAGAUGUUGUUAAGAGAAUUGACAAGCUUGGCAACAAAAAAAAGAAUAGGAUCCCUCGUUUAGAAGCUAUAUAUUAUCUAAGAAAAUUACUAGAUAGAAACAAACAAAAUUUCUAA